AUGGAUCCUACGAUCUCUUCUGCACCUCCCGAAGAUGAAUUUGAGGUCUUUGCAGAUCUCUACGCAAAGCCCGGUCGUGGCGACGACCUCGAAUGCGCUCUGCGUCGAGUCAUUCGCAGGGUGGAGAGUGAACCUGGGACAUUGAUCUACGCUAUUGCUCGUGAUGGAGAGAAUCCCAACCGAUUCAGAGUUUUUGAGCGUUAUACAGGUCGUGAAGCCUUUGAGAAGCAUUUCAUGUCGCCGGAAGUUAAAGCACUUAUCGAUGCAGACGCAAUGGAAGACCCCGGAAGCCCGAAAUUCUUCAAAGUCCUAAAAGGAUUGUAG
This is a messenger RNA of Exophiala spinifera, 324 nucleotides long. RefSeq lists its product as uncharacterized. The record is from RefSeq and is a predicted model, not a curated record. Bases 1 to 324 code for a protein of 107 amino acids. NCBI's taxonomy places the organism in Eukaryota, Fungi, Ascomycota, Eurotiomycetes, Chaetothyriales, Herpotrichiellaceae. The transcript is spliced from 2 exons. Gene Ontology annotation, molecular function: catalytic activity.